This is a messenger RNA of Musa acuminata AAA Group (dessert banana), 918 nucleotides long. RefSeq lists its product as uncharacterized. Lineage: Eukaryota; Viridiplantae; Streptophyta; Magnoliopsida; Zingiberales; Musaceae. The record is from RefSeq and is a predicted model, not a curated record. The transcript is spliced from 2 exons. The coding region runs from base 94 to 768 and encodes 224 amino acids.
CGGUCUCUUGUAUGGCUAUAAAGAGCCGAUUGACACUGAUCCGUAUGACCAUCAUCUCUCUCUGGAAUUUGUCUCCUGCAAUCUGCUGCUUCCAUGGGUUUCUGGUCGCCUUUGGAUGCCAUGAAAGCUUACAUGCAUACCCUUCAGCUGUGUAAGGACUACUACUCGGAGGAGGAGGGCGCCACAAGAUCCUCCAAGAUCGUCGAACCCGAGUGCAUGGAGUACAUAUCCGCCCUCGCGGCGGGCAACCAGGCGCGGUCGAUGGUGGACAUCGAAUCCGGCGGCAUGUCACCGGCCAUCCUCGCGCUGGCGGCGGCCGCUCGGCAGACCGGAGGCCGGGUCGUCUGCGUGCGCCACGAGCAGGCCCACCUCGAGGCACUGAGGAGACAAAUCGAGAGCCUCGACCUGGCAGACGUGGUGGAGUGCAAGCGCGGGGAGCCGCUGGAAUCGAUCAGGCAGCUCGAGAGCGUGGACUUCGCCGUCGUCGAUCACAGGCUGGAGCACUGCAGGGAGCUGGUCUCGGCCAUCGACGUGAACCCCCGUGGCUCGGUGGUGGUGGUGAGCAACCUGUUCCAAGGAAGAAGAGCCGCCGCGUCAUAUGGCCAGCUAGUGAAGGAGAGAGCAGUGGCCAAGUCCGUUGUGCUGCCUUUUGGCGAUGGAAUGGAAGUGACGAGAAUAGGAAGGGCCGCGAAGCAUGGCUGCCAUGGUGGCAGGAGAGUUACGAGGCAGUUUGUGGUCUAUUACGAAGACAGCAAUUUGGCCAUUUAAGUGUGUAUAUAUAUAUAUAUAUAUGUAUAUGUAUAUAUGUGUAUAUGUAUAUAUAUGUAUAUGUAUGUAUAUGUAUAUAUAUGUAUAUAUAUAUGUUGACCGUAUUUAAUAAAAGUCAAUAAAGAAAUGAUAAUUAACUUAAAUCAACGA